Molecule: messenger RNA, 555 nt
Organism: Colletotrichum graminicola M1.001
Lineage: Eukaryota; Fungi; Ascomycota; Sordariomycetes; Glomerellales; Glomerellaceae
Exons: 1
Coding region: 1-555 (184 amino acids)
Source: RefSeq, a predicted model, not a curated record
AUGAAGACUGCCUCCGUUCUCGCCCUUCUGGGCGUCACCUCGGCCACCGCCCAGUUCACCAACCAGACGAAGCCCUUUUGGCUCAAGUUUUCCCCCACCAACGAUAGCUCUGUCGUGACCUAUCUCGCGUCCUGCCAUUCGGGCGCCGGCCAAGCCGGCCUCUGCCCGGAGACUGGGGGAUCGAGCCACACGCAGUACUUCCUCAACGAGACCCAGUCCGACUACCAGGGCCACAUCCUCGGCGCCCUGACCUGGGACCAGCCCAUAGGCAACGGGAACCCCAUCUCCUCCGGCAUGAAUCUCAGCCCGCAGCUCGUUUCCAACGGCGCCAUUCCCAUCUUCUCGCCGGGCGACAGCGCCUUGUUCACCCUCGGCUUUGAUGAGAACGAGGCGCUCUUCAUCGCUACCAACGCCGACGACUCCAGGGCCGCGCCCAACGCCCCCAACUACUCCCUGGAGGCGUAUUACCGCUGGCACGUCUGCUGGACGUUCGUCGGCAACUACUUCUACAAGUCACUCGUCUGGGUCACCGCCGGUGCUCCGUCCAACCCGUAA